Molecule: messenger RNA, 2066 nt
Organism: Annulohypoxylon truncatum
Lineage: Eukaryota; Fungi; Ascomycota; Sordariomycetes; Xylariales; Hypoxylaceae
Exons: 3
Coding region: 119-1570 (483 amino acids)
Biological process (GO): protein folding; protein stabilization
Cellular component (GO): cytoplasm
Molecular function (GO): heat shock protein binding; protein kinase binding; protein-folding chaperone binding
Source: RefSeq, a predicted model, not a curated record
AGGGACAUCCCACCUUUACAAAACGCGGAAGGGAACCUACAGCAUUGGCUCCUGGAAGCUUGCAUCUUCUCAACCGCUUACAUCAACACUUAUUCGUUCCCAAUUAUUAUCCUCAAAGAUGCCUGUAGAUUAUAGCAAGUGGGAUGCUCUGGAGCUGAGCGACGAUUCCGACAUCGAGGUUCACCCUAACGUCGACAAGCGCUCUUUCAUCCGCGCGAAGCAGAACCAGAUUCAUCUAGAGCGCCAACAACGAAAACUUCAGAUUGAGACAUACAAAUAUGAACGUCAGGUCAACGAUGGCUUGAUCAAGAGAAUAUCCGGGCUCCUAAACGCCCUCAAAGCUCACGCCGCCGAGGCCGAGACCCGAAACCCCGGCGAGGUUGCCUUCCAAGCUGUCAUGGAGUCUGUCGGGAGUCCAGAAGAAGACAAGCCCCCAGAGCGACCCGAAGGCGUUCACGCUCAGGAAGAGCAACCACCAUCAUACACUAAGAUGAUGGCGACGUUGUUAGACCAGGUGAAUAAGGAGCUGGACGAGAAGAAACCAGAAAACCGUUACAAUGCUAUGGUAGAUGAGAUUGGUGUACACCUAAAGAAGGUUCAAGAUUUACAGCAACAAUUGUUGACCAAGUUAGCGGAGCUGGAAAAAGAGGAGAGUCGAAAGAUUACCAGUGAGAGCAUUCAUACGGGUUUCGACAGUUCCCAUGUCACCAAAUCGACGCCGUCCACGUCUGGAGCGAAGAAAGAGGAUGAUAAUAAGGUAGAGCUGCUCAACCCUAACUUCUCCUUGACCAAACCAGACGAGUCGAAACCUUCGACCAAAGCGGACGAUGAGGACGAUGAAAUCGAGGCCUCGCCAGAUGCUCGAAAGUUUGCCAACAUCAAGGCAUCCGACUAUCGGGAGAGUAACAUUUUCAUUGGAUUGCACCCGCACAUUUUGACCGAGAAGGAAACCGACGGCCUUCUGGUUAUGGCAUUCGAUGCCCAGCUUCAAGGAAAAGACGAUUUCGCACGGCAGUGUGUCCACCAAGCCCUACUACUACAGUACUGCCGUGCAUUGGGCAAGGAUGGUGUCGCGCUCUUCUUCAAGCGUAUUACCACCAAGGGUCACCAAGCCCAAGACGUCUUCUACAAGGACGUUCAAGAUACCUACUACAGGAUCAAGAACCGAGCAGCCGAGAUCAAUGCACAGCGAGAAGCCGAAGCUGCGUCCGGUGGAGGAGGAGUGGAGCAGAUCCAACUGCACGCCGUCGAGCCAGGUACCGAAAUCAAGAUCAGGAUCCCGUCCGAGAAGAGUGAGGAUGAAGCCGAGAAGAGAGGCCGCGAGAUCUUCCAAGGAUUUACUCCGGAGAUGCAGAAGGCAUUGGAAUCCGGAAGCUUGGACAAGGUCAACGAAGUUCUGGGUAAGAUGAGUGUCGAGGAUGCCGAGGAAGUGGUGGGCCUUCUAAGCGAGGCGGGUAUCUUGAGCGUGGAAGAACAGAUAAUAGAUGCUACGACGGAGGAGGGUCAGAAGCAUCUCAAGGACCUGGAAGAAGAGGCUGCGAUGGAGUCGUAUGCGGACGAUCCGGAGUAGCCAUGUCGAGGCCGGUCCUGGUGGCGAAGCACAUCUCAUGACUAAGGCAUAAUAGCAUAUUGUUUACCUUUGGGAAGUUAUGUUCUGGAGGCGUUAUGGCCGAAAAUUGAUAUUCUAGCCGGAAUUACCAACUUGGUCUAAUAAAAUUCAUCCGGACGACAACGAAGUCUUCUCUGUUGCUAUAAGUGAGUCCAUCUCGCCUGUUCGGAAGACGGUUGUUCAUGGCCUGGUUGGUCAAUUCAGACUUUGAAAAAGAAAAAAAUAAUUAGGGGUCUGGAACCUGAUCGCGUAGAGCUCUGCCCCUUAGAUAGGUAGGUAUUUAUGACUUACUGUAUUACAUUGUUCCCCCACCCCGAACAGGUCUGACACGGGUGGAAAGGGACCCAAAGGACUGUCCUAGUAGGACGGGUUCAUGAUUCAAUUCAUGAUUAAACCACGUAAGGGUUGCACUCUUGAUUGCCUGUGCAUCUUAUAUAUCAAAUAUGACCUAUGUCCU